This is a messenger RNA of Arachis stenosperma, 909 nucleotides long. Its product is annotated as CLAVATA3/ESR (CLE)-related protein 46. The record is from RefSeq and is a predicted model, not a curated record. Lineage: Eukaryota; Viridiplantae; Streptophyta; Magnoliopsida; Fabales; Fabaceae. The coding region runs from base 97 to 348 and encodes 83 amino acids. The transcript is spliced from 3 exons.
UUAUAUAUAACAAUAAAUGUAGCAGGUAACUGCAACCCCAUUAACAGGGAAAACCUUGUAUUCAUAAACUCAGAUUCAAUAGCUUGAAGGAGAAGCAUGCCAAAGAUGAGAAGACAAAUCGCUGUCCUUAUUCUCUUUACACUCCUCAUGAUGCUUUCAGAUUCUGCACUGAAUCAUGUUACUGCUAAUGCUCAGGAUAUUCAGCCAGUUCAGUUCAAGCUAAAAACCCUACAGACUAUCCCACGUAGUGAACAUAUAACUUCAUGGGGUGAAGAAAAGAGGACUCGCAGAAAGCACCCAUCAGGGCCUAACCCAGUAGGGAAUCACCUCCCACAGACUAAACCAUAGAGAUGGAAAUUGGAGCCACUCCUUUGGAAUCAGUUUUCAGUAGAGACAUCAAUGCUCGCUCUUACUUCCGAGUUUCGACUAAGUGGGGAUCAAAACAUUUAUGUACACUGGAAAUUUCUUUUAGGAACAUUGUGCCUGUAAAAUAUCCACUAGUGUAUGUUGGGAAAUAGGCAGUGCCAUUAGCACCAUCGUACCAGGCACUACUAGUAGGGAUUGGACUUAAGCUAUUCUACCUGAUUUUAUAGCUCUGAUCUUUCUAUCUGCAGCACUCUUUUCGUCCACUAGUUCUAAACUAUACAAUCAGUUUCAUGUUAAAUUUAUAAUAAAAUACGGUCAUCCUUCAAAUAAGAAGAGCUGCAAAUAGAAAACGCAUUCUGCUCAAUACAUUUUAUUUGAUGGGACGAUGAGUACCAAUAAGACUAUUUUUCUUGUACCCAUCGGAUACUUAUCACUCAAUCACCAUAGGAAGGAUGGUAUAUUAUGGUAAUAAAGUGAUAUGUAAACGAUCAGUACAAGAAAAGCAAGCCACAAAUAUUUUGUCCACUGAGAAAUGCUGUUAAA